CUUCAAGUAAUCUCCGGAAAAAUCCAAUCCCAAUUCUUCACAUCUUCCUCUCUGCUACACUAUUUGACAGAAUCAGAAACGUCAAAAACCAAUAUUCGUCUCUACGAGGUAAUCAUCAAUGCCUAUGUUCAAUCUCAAUCCCUAGAUUCCUUAAUCUCUUACUCCAACGAAAUGGUCGAUAAGGGUUUUGUUCCUGGAUCGAAUUGCUUCAACAAUCUCUUAACUUUCGUUGUUGGGUCUUCUUCUUUCAAUCAAUGGUGGUGUUUCUUCAACGAGAGACAAAGCAAAGUUGUUUUGGAUGUGUAUAGCUUUGGGAUUGUGAUCAAAGGUUGUUGUGAAGCUGGUGAGAUUGAGAAAAGUUUUGAUCUUCUUGUUGAAUUAAGAGAGUUUGGGUUUUCUCCAAACGUUGUUAUCUACACUACUUUGAUUGAUGGGUGUUGCAAGAAAGGUGAGAUUGAGAAGGCUAAAGAUUUGUUUUUUGAGAUGGGGAAGUUCGGAUUAGUGGCUAAUGAAUGGACUUACACGGUUUUGAUUCAUGGGUUAUUCAAAAAUGGGAUUAAGAAACAAGGGUUUGAGAUGUACGAAAAGAUGCAGGAAGAUGGUGUUUUCCCUAAUCUCUAUACUGUACUUAUAACUGUGUGAUGAAUCAGCUUUGCAAAGAUGGAAGAACAAAAGAUGCAUUCAAAG
Messenger RNA from Arabidopsis arenosa, 687 nucleotides. The record is from the annotation of a GenBank genome assembly. Lineage: Eukaryota; Viridiplantae; Streptophyta; Magnoliopsida; Brassicales; Brassicaceae.